Molecule: messenger RNA, 12997 nt
Organism: Bursaphelenchus okinawaensis
Lineage: Eukaryota; Metazoa; Nematoda; Chromadorea; Rhabditida; Aphelenchoididae
Source: the annotation of a GenBank genome assembly
AUGAACAAGCACGACAACCUGUUCAAUAACAACAACCAAUCGACCACGGUGCUGGUCGAUGAAGAUUCGCCCGAUUCGUUCGAAUUUCGAAAUUGGCAAAGUCGACAUGUUUUGAAUUGGCUUAAAGGUAAAAUACGGUUUUUCUAUCUGUUAGAUCUACAGUGUUUUGAAGUGUAAAGAAAAUUUUUGUCAUUUUUUACUUUGCAAAGAAAGUUCUUGCCAUUUUUUUCUGUAAAGAAAGUUCUUGCAAUUUUUUGAUUUGUAAAGAAAGUUCUUUCCAUUUUUAAGUAUGUAAAGAAAGUUCUUGCUAUUUCUUUGUUUAUAAAGAAAGUUCUUGCCAUUUUUUGUCUUGGAAAGAAAGUUCUUGCCAUCUUUUAAAUUUUGUAAAAUACGAUUAGUAGAAUGUCUAAAUAAUAUUAAAAAUCAAUAUUUUAGGGUUGGACGACGCCUUAGGGCCAUUUAUUCGUUUAUUCGCUCAAAACCAUGUGGACGGUGAGAAGCUGGCUCAUUUGGACAACGAUCGACUGCGCCGGCUAGGCAUUAAUAAGGAGAAGUUACAAUGUAAAAUCACAAAUUCUAUUGAUCUCUUGUACUAUUAUGUGAGUUUUUUUAAAUUUUUAAAUUUUUAAAAUUAAAAAAAAUUUUUUUUGAAAUUUAAAAAAAAAUAAUUGCUUUUAACAUCUAAAUAUACCGUAUUUUACAUUUCAAAAUUCACAAAACAUUCAGAACAGUGCAGGCCUUUUUAGUUGAUUGCACGGUGCCACAGUUUUAUGACUGCACGGUGCAAUGUUUUUUAAAACUGCUGUUCGGUUGUAGUUUUUUAGGUACAAAUCCAAUCUUUUGUGCAUGAUAUCACGGUACUAUGAGCGUUUUUCACCAGCAAAGAAAGUACUUUAUCUGUAAAGUUCAAAAAGUUAUGGCAUUUUUUGUAAAUUUGCACGGUGCAGUGGAUUUUAGAUUGCAUCGUGCAGGCGGUUCUUUAUGGUUAUAAAUUUGAAAUUCAGUGUACAAUACAAUACUACUAUUAGCAAUAUUUUACAGUAAAAAAAUUUUUUUUACAGUAAGUUUAAAAGGCUAUUGCAGUUUUUAAAAAUUUGCACGGUGCAAAAGAUAUUUGCACCGUGUAACCGGCUGUCUGUAGCUACAAGUUUGAAAUUUGGUAUAUAAAUUUACAGUAUUGUUAGAAAUAUAUAAAAGAAGAAUUUUUUUGCAUUGUAAGCUGAAAAAGUUAUGGCAGCAUUUAAAAAUUUGCAUCGUGCAGGGAAUUUUUGUUUGCACGGUGCAAUAAAUGUUUGAUUGCACCGUGCAGCCGGCUCUUUAGAGAUACAACUUUGAAGUUUUGUAUAUUACAUUACUAUUAUUAUUAGUACUUUUUGGAGUAGAAGAAGUUAUAUUUCAUGUUAUGUUCAAAAAGUUAUGGCACUUUUUUAGAAAUUUGCACGGUGCAAUAUUUUAUUUUUUUUAGUUUUUUUUUGUAAAAAAUAUGCAAAUUUUCAAUUUUUUAAAAUUUUUAUGUCUAUUUCACCCUACAUUUUUAAUAUGCGAUGUAUGAAAUAACGUAUUUUACCUUUACAGGAAGACGAGAUUGACAACGAAAAUGCUCAGAAAUUAGCGCUCAAAGUUACAGUAUGCGUUCAGAAUCUGCUCAACGCGGUGAAGAUUGCCACGCCCAUUAUUUUGAAUCCAAAUCAGUCUAGUCGAACAUUGGUUGUGCUGAAUUCGGUGUUGUUAUUCGUGGCUGAUCUACAUGAAGAUGUCGCUAAAUUGAUAUUUUGGCUGGAUCGGUAAGUGAAUGACAUUUUUUAUGGGUUGUAAAGAAAGUUCUUGCUAUUUUUGAUUUGUAAAGAAAGUUUUUGCUAUUUUUUGUUUUUUAAAGAAAGUUAUUGCAAUUUAUGUAGUAAAAACAUACAUUUUGUUGUACUGCAGCCUGCGGGUGACAGCUUAUACGAUGAGUAACGUUUUUCGACUUUUUUGGUUUUGUAAAGAAAGUUCUUGCUAUUUUUUAAAUUCAAUGAAGAAUUAUCCGUAUUUUACAAAAAAAUGUCAUUUUAGACAUCCAUUUAAUGAGAAAAAGUGGAAGUUCUUGCUAUUUUUAGCAAAAAACAUUAUCUUUAUGCUUUGCAGUCUGCGGUUGACAAGUUAUACGAUAUGAUCUUUUCAUUUUUACUGGCUUAUGUAAAGAAAGUUCUUGCAUUUUUUUGGUUUUGAAACAAAUUUUUUGCCAUUUUUUGUCUUGUAAAGAAAGUUUUUGCCAUUUUUCGCUUUGUAAAGAAAGUUCUUGCGAUUUAUACAUUAUUUAAUAGUAAAAACGUAAACUUGGAGAAUUUGCAGCCUGCGGGUGACAGUUUAUACGAUGAGUAACAUUUUUUGGCUUUUUUUGUUUUGUAAAGAAAGUUCUUGUCAUUUUUUAAAUUCAAUGAAGAAUUAUCCGUAUUUUACAAAAAAAUGUCAUUUUAGACAUCCAUUUAAUGAGAAAAAGUGGUUCACCGAGAUCAGAGAUCAAUUAGCCUUGUUCAUCAAUGAAAUUGUGGAUUGCAUCAAUGAUCCCAACAAUCCAAAGUUUUUCUCUGUUCCACAAUUACUGGUCGAAGUAAGUUUAUUUUUAAUUGGAAGGUCAAUUCUACGACUAAGCCUAAGCCUACUAAGCCUAAGUCAACUAAGCCUAAGCCUACUAAGCCUAAGCCUACUAAGCCUAAGCCUACUAAGCCUAAGCCUACUAAGCCUAAGCCUACUAAGCCUAAGCCUACUAAGCCUAAGCCUACUAAGCCUAAACCUACUAAGUCUAAGCCUACUAAGCCUAAGCCUACUAAGCCUAAGCCUACUAAACCUAAGCCUACUAAGCUUGAGCCUACUAAGCCUACUAAGCCUAAGCCUGUUAAGCCUAAUCUUAAUAAGCCUAAGCUUACUAAGCCUAAGCCUACUAAGCUUAAGUUUUCUAAGCCUAAGCUUAAUAUGCUUCUAUUUACUAAACUUAAGCCUACUAAGCCUGAGCCUACUAAGCCUACUAAGCCUAAGCCUGCUAAGCCUAAUCUUAAUAAGCCUAAGCUUACUAAGCCUAAGCCUACUAAGCUUAAGUUUUCUAAGCCUAAGCUUAAUAUGCUUCUAUUUACCAAACUUAAGCCUACUGAAGCUAAGCCUAUAAAAAAUAUUGUUUAUUUUAGAAAGGCAAACGAAUUCAACAACUAGCAUACGAUAUUAUUCAUUCCAAUGACCCGGUGAUCUUAUACACAGCCUACAUACAACGAGUGGUACUGAUGAAAAGCAAUGAUAAUGAUUGGGUAUGUUAUGGCAUUUGGGUGUAUCUAAGUACAUAAAACCCUAUAUUUUAGGGAGUAGAGUUCAAAUCGACCGCAAAUGGCAUUCACCUGGUGACAAAAGUGAAAACUGGUAAUCAAAACAACCUGGCUGCCAAAAUACAUGUUGGCGAUGAAAUUGUUGAGGUUGGUUUCUCAUUUUAAACUUACUUUUUGGGUAUAAACAUGAUUCAACUGAUCAACUCUUUAGCAUAGGCUGCACGGUGCAAAAAAUAUAAACCAUGGUAAUAUAUUUGUUAUUGAUUUUGAAAGUUUAAAAAUAGGUAUAGGGAGGUUACUCAGUAAUAGUAAUUAGUUACAAUAACAUUUUUUUAUAUUUUACGUUUAGAUUUUUAGUUAUAAUAGAUCAAACAAUUUGCACGGUGCAGAGUAUAAUUUCUUGCACAGUGCAAAAAUUUAAACCUUUUUAUAUUGACGUUAGUUUUGAUAGUAAAAUUGUAAAAAUUGAGUUGAAAGAUUUACUCAGUAACAACAAUAAGCUGCAGUAACAGCUAUUCUUAUUUUAUGUCCAGUUUUUUUAUUAUUGUAGAUCAAAAACUUUGCACGGUGCAAACAAGUUAAGUUUUGCACGGUGCAUAGAAUUUGAUGUAAAUUUUUGGUUUUUUUAAUAAAAGUUGCAUUUUUAAAUUUAAAAAAUUGUAUAGAUAAAUAAAAAAUUAGCAAAAACUUUCUUUACAGUACACAAAAUUUCAAAAAAAAUUUUUAAAAAAAUAAAAAUGGCAUGAUUUUCAAAAUUUCAGAUCAACCGUCAAUCUGUAGUUGGCUGGAAGCCCAAAAACAUUCGUCGCAAGUGGGAUUCAUCAGUCAAGACCAGUCCUCAUGGUGGCUAUGAAAUUGAAAUUACCUUGGCCAAACGGCCAAGGGAGACUUGGAUUCCAAUCACUUUACAAAAAAGAACAUUCUCGAAUGUCAGUGCUGAAAUUGAUCAACCGCCAACUGAAACCGAAAGGAAUAUUAGAGAUUUCAAGAGGAAGAUACAGCCCGAUUUUUUUGUUAGACAUGAGGUAAGAUGGGUAAUUAAGUGGAAGGUUAAUUUUGAGGGGGAAGAAGUCUUUUAAAAAUCCUAUAAUUUUUGUGACACUUCGUUACAAGGUUGAAAAUGAUUUAAUAUACAUUUUUUAGUUUAAAUUUAAUGAUUUUGGGGGUUUUUAAGUGAUUUUUUGGAUUUUUAAAAAGUCGAUAUUUUUUAUGACAUUUCGUCACAUUUUCAUUUUUUGCGUAAAAAUAGUACAAUUAAUAAUAAUUAUUUUUAGUAAAAAUUUUUAAGUUUUAUCUUUUUUAAAGUGAUUUCCGGUUUUUUAAAAAUCAAUAAUUUUUGUGACAUUUCGUCACAUUCUUAUUUUUUGCUUCAAAAUUGCCAGUAAAAUCAAAAAAUUCAAAAUUAAACUAGACUACAAAUCAAAAACGAGCAAAAUUUUCAUUUUUUCAUAUUUAAAUAAAUAGAACCUUGAAACAAAAACCAUUUUGGCGAGUAAACAAAACAAAAAUAGGAUCAGAAACUCGACACCCGAGAUUAGGCGAGUUUACAUUCAAAACACACGCCCGCCGUUCAAAUUACACGCCCGGGCUUUUUUCGAUGCUUGUUAUGAAGAAUAUUGAGGGUUAAUUGGAAGUGUCCACAUGGAUUUUUGGUCUAUUUGUGGAUAUAAUUGAUUUUUUUUUUAAUUUUUAAAAAUUAUGUAAAAAAAAAUUUAGGCGUUAAACCAAUUUUAUGACAUAGUCAAACAUGUUUUUACGUCUUAUUUUAUUGAAUUUUAAAUGAAAUCGUAUUUAAAAUUUUGCAUCGUGCAACGACUUUUUCUAACUGCACUGUGCAAGAACUUUGGUGCCAAUUUAUUGCGUCUAGGAUAAUAUAAAAGAUUGAAAUCACUUUUUUAAGACAUUUAUACCCCCUUUCUCACUAAUAUAAAACCAAAAUAUUAUCAAAAUUUUAAUUUUUAGUCUAUUUAUCAUCAUAUUUUAAAAUCUGCACGGUGCAUCACUUUUUAUGCGUUGCACGGUGCAAAAACUUUUCUCCUUCUUUUUCGUGUCAAUUUCCAAAACAAAGAAUUUAAAAUUGUUUACAGCUUCUAAAGACACAUUUCAAUUUGUUUAUUUAAACAUUUUAAAUUUUUCAAGAAAUGUAAAGAACUGCACCGUGCAAAAAGUAAUUUUGACUGCACAGUGCAAUAACUUUGCCAAAGCUUUUUGCAUGUUUAUAGUAAAAAAAUUGAAAUGAAAUUUCCUUUGAUAGAAAAGCAAACUAUUUUCUACCUAAUUUAUCUAUUAUUGUCUUAAGUUUAAUAAAGUUUGGCAGUUUUAUAAAGCUUUGAAAAAGUUGCACGGUGCAGUCGAAUAAUUUUUUUGCACCGUGCAAGGUUUUUUGUUUAAAAUGAUGAUAAUUUUAAAAAAUAGGUAAUAAAAAUUGAAUUUUAUGACAUUUUGGAUUGUUUUCAUGUAGUUAUGACAAAAUUAAAUGACAUUUUUUAUAGGAAAUAGGCAAGCCCCGCCAAAUACGCUCAGCAUCGUUCUGUUCCGGCUCCGACCAUCAGCUGAUCUUCAACUACCCAGAAGAAGACGAACUUUAUCGUUCCCCCUCGCCUUCUGGUCCCACCAAGAGCCCUACAGCACUAAUUUUGACCGAAAAACGACCAAUCUUCCGGCGUGCCUCGGUGUGGACGGAGAGUCCGCCGGCCGUGCUUAGAAGUCCAUUCGAUCGGUUACGGUAUUCGGAUGAAUCCAAUGCUUGGCUACUGUUGCUAGCAUCGUGGGCUGAGACGAUUCCGAAGAAUAAGGCCAGAAGUCAGUUCCGGAAUCUGAUCGUGAACGGCGACACUAUCAAGGAGGAGGACGAGGAUUCGGACGCACCAUUGGGUAGGGGUUUUAGGUUUUUUUUUGAAAGGGGUAUUUUUAGGGAGGGUAGAUUGUAUGUUUUUUUUUAAUUUUUUUAAUAUUGGAAGGGUAGGGUUAGGUAUGGUAAAGUUGCGGUAGGGUUUUAUGAAAGGUUAGAUUUUUAGAGUCGGGCAGGGUAAUUUCUAGGUAAGGGUACAUUUGUAGGGAAGGGUAGAUUUUCACGAGAGAGUACAUUUUUAGGGUAGGGUAAAUUAUAGCUAAGAAUAAUCUUCAAAAGGGGGGGGGGAGGUUACAUUUUCACGGAUGGGUGGAUUUCUGGAGGUAAGGUAAAUUUUUAGGGCAGGGCACACUUACUAAGUCUAUGGUAGACUCUUAAGUAUUUAAGGGCAUGGUCGAUUUUCGUGGCGGGGUAGAAUGAUAAAGGCGGGGUAAAUCAAUAAGGAAAGGAUUUUUUUAAGGCUUGGUAUGGGCAUGGGUUGGACUAGGGCUCUGGCCUAGAGCUCUGGGCUAGGGCUCUAGGCUAGGGUUCUGGGCUAGGGCUCUGGGCUAGGGCUCUGGGCUAGGGCUUUGAGCUAGGGCUCUGGGCUAGGGCCCUGUCUUAGGACUCUGGGCUAAGGGCAGUACUAAAGCUAGGCUGGUGUUAAAGACUAGUAUAGCACUUUAGGUAAGCAAAACACGUUUUGAUAGAAUUAGAGAGUAAGGGAGUGGGUUUCCGGCAGGUGUAUUCGGAGUAAUUUGUUAAGAUUUGUGACUUACUCAUUACUGAUUACAAUCUUGAGUUACUCUACUCCCUUUUACAACAUAGUUAUUGGGGAAAGGAAGGUGAAUAUUGGUGUUUUAUACUCUACAUUGUAUCUACUAUAACAUUAUUAAACACUUUAACCAUAAGAAGUUUUAUUUUCUACCAUACUCCUACAGUAACCUACCGUAACCCUAUAACUACCCAAAAUAGCUACAGUAACCUAAAUAGUUACAGUAACCCAAAAUGUAUAUCAAACUGACCAUAAUUCCAGAAGAACUAACCAUAGAUCUCAACAACCUGGACACGCUCUCGGAUUCGGAGCUGGAGAAUCUGAAUCCGAAGCCGAGUCCAGUCGAAGCGGCCGAAUGGAACGCGCCCAUCGUCGAAGACAUAACCGGCUACAAAUUCCAAAAACGGGUACACCUGGAAAGCUCGUCCAGCUUGACAAAUUCACUGGAAAGCCCUUUGGCGUAAGAAUUUUUGUUAUUAGGGUUAUAUAUGAUAUUGUUGUAGGCUAAAAUUUGAAUUUUUGAUUUUUCGCCAAAAAAUGGAAGUUUUUGGCAUUGUGUUACAAGGGUUAAAAAUACAAUACAAGUGUAGCAAGUAAUCGGUUUGGGCCUUAGGAUUAUAAUUUUAAGGUUUUUGGGAUAUACAAAUUUGAAUUUUUAAAUUCCCGCCAAAAAUUAAAAUUCUUGGUAUUGUGUUGCAAGACUUGAAAAUUGCUCAGUAAUAUAAAUAAAGAAUAUCUAAACGAUUUUUAGCUUCAAGGUUUAAAAAGUUUUAUUUCAAAUACUUUUUCAAAAUUGAAUUUUCAGUUUCCCGCCAAAAAUUAAAACUUCUUGGCAUUCUGUUAUAAGUGUCGUAAAAAGCAAAAAAAAACUUUAAAAUAUUGGUUUUUGGGUUGUAAAAUACGGAUACCGGCAUUUUUUUAGCCAUAUUUUUAACCUUUUAAAAUUUUUUUUCAACAAGUUUUGGCAUUCCGUUGCAGGUUUUUCAAAAACUGCAAAUUUAAUUAAAUUUCAAAAAAACAUCGAAAAGAACUCUGUGAAAUCCGUAGAGAACAACAUGUUUACAAUCCCAAAAAUCCUCUAAUUAACUUUUGCAUUUUAAAAUUAACCUUAAUAUUGUAUGAAUGCUACUGCUUAAGGGCGAACGACGGCUUAAAGGGGGGGGUGGGAGGUUGUUUUACUUUGAAGUAAAUUGAUUAAUCUCCGGAAAAUGGGAUUACGAAGAGUAUGUUAACAAAUUGUGUCCAAAUUUUUGUGACUAAGUUUCGAAAUUCACUUCGAAGUUUAUAGUUAUUUGUUUCAACCUUAGGGCAAGGUUAAUUUCUAAGAAAAGUAGAGUGGAUUUUUAAAACAAGGGCGGAUUUUUUUGGGUAGGGUCGAUUUUUAGUGAAGAGUGGAUUUUUAAGGCAGGGUGGACUUUUAGGGUAGGGUGGAUUUUUAGGGAAGGGUAGAUUUUUUAGUGUAAAGUAGAAUUUUCUGGGUAGACUUGGCCUUCGGGAUAGAGGGAAGUACGGUAUUGCAGAAUAGGGUAGGGUAGAGUAGGGCAGCGUACAUUUUUUAAGACAGGCAUGAUUUUAUAGAGCUGUGCGAGUUUUUAAAUCCUAGAAGGGUUUAGGGCAGGCUAGGUUUUUAAGAUGGCAAAUUUUAAAGAGCAUGGCAAAGUUGGAUGAGGGUGGGUAAUGUAAGGUAGACUGGGGAGAAUAGGGAUGGGUAGGCUAUGAAAGAGCAUGGUAGGGUAACAAAAUGUUAAAAAAUGUAAAAGUCAAAGCUGUUUUGUUUUUUGUUUGUUUUUAGGCUUAAAUCUGUUAAGAAUUUUAUCAAUUUCCUCGUUUGAGAAGAUUAAAUGAUGUUUUUUCGUAUUUGAAAUGACUUUUUAAUUUUAAAACGUAAUCUUCCUGGUUUUGUGAUAUUUUUGUAAAAUACGUAUUUUUUAGUUAUUUUUAAUAUUUUUUAGUUGCAUUGUGCAAUCAAAAAUACUGUUUGCACCGUGCAAGGUAAAAAGAAAGCUUUGUAUCUUUUAAAAGACGAAAGUUACAGUAUGACUAUUUGAAUUAAAAGUACUGUAAAUAAGUCAUAUAUUCUAAUAUGGUACAGCAAAGUUACAAAAUUAUUGAAUUUUACCGUUUUAUGCUAAGUUGAAAAUUUUGCACCGUGCAGUCGAUUUAGCAGACUGGACAGUGCUAUAAAAAAGUGGAGGAGAAAUUUGUUUUUUAGGCGUUUUAACUUGUUUUUAGGUAUUAAAGUAGUAAAAUAAUAGUUUAUUAGUGGUUUCCGAGUCAUAUAACAUUCGUUUUGUCAAAUUUAAAAAAAUAUUUCUGAAAAAAAAAAUUUUCAAAAAAAGUUUUUUAAUUUUUUAAAAAUUUUAGGUAACAGUAACCUUAACAAUGCCAUUUUCAGUAACAUUCAACAAAAAAUCACUCGCUUCUUCCACGGAGCGGAUUCAGAACAAAGCGCCAGUGACGAUCUGCCCCAGACCCCCCUCCGCCAAGGUUUUUGCAUCAAUUUUCGCUACUACGCCUAAAAUUUUGAAAGAUCCCAGUUUUGGCCAAUUACCCAGUCCCAGUCCCACAGUGGAAGAGGCUGUCAUCUCCAGAAGUCAGUCUCCAAUCAUCACGAUUCAUACCGCAACGCCUUCUAUUAAUAGUGCUGCGGCCAACUCCAAGGUGGUUAAUGUGGUGUCACGGAAAAGCCGGUUGGCUGUAAGUUUUGAAAUUUUUAGUGUUGAUAGGUAUGGGUAUGGGGCGUGCUUUCACAAAUUUUUGGGAAAUUUGGACAAGCGGUACAUUUUAAAAUGGCAAAAAAGUCUGAUGACCCCAGAAGUUUCAAUAACUUUGCACUGUGCAAAACUAAAAAUACAUUGCACAGUGCAAAAGUUCAAAAUUUAAAAUUAAAAAAAAUGUAAAAUACGUUUAAUAGUGUUUAAAAAAUUUUAAUUUUAGCCCCUAGCCGAACCAGACGAAAUAAGCGAUGUUGAUGAUGAAAGAUUGGAGAAUUCUGGAUUGAAGCCGGUCAUCGUGUCAUUAGCCUCUACUAGUAACAUUCAAAAAAGCUUGUCGAGUGUAAGUCAGUCCUACCGCUAAAACCCACCCUGUCCUAAAAAUCUACCCUGCUCAAAACCACCCUGCCCUAAAAAUUCACCCUGUCCGAAAAAAAUCUGCCCUGGCGAAAAGAAUGUACCCUGCCCAAAAAAAUCUAUUUUGUCCAAAAAAUCCACCCUGCCCUAAAAAUCCACCUUCUUCAAAAAAAUCUGCCCUGCCCUAAAAAUCCACCCCGACUAAAAAAUCUACUCUGCCCUAAAAAUCCACCCUGUUCUAAAAAAUCUACCCUAUCUUAAAAAUCUACCCUGAUCUAGAAAUCCGCCCUGUCCUCAAAAUCACCCCUGCCCUAAAAAUCCACCCUGCCCAAAACCUCCGCCCGGCCCUAAAAAUCACCCCUGACCAAAAAAAUCCACCCUGUCAAAAAAAAUCUACUCUGCUAUAAAAAUCCACCCUGCCAAAAAAUCCACCCUAUCUUAAAAAUCUACCCUGAUCUAGAAAUCCGCCCUGUCCUCAAAAUCACCCCUGCCCGAAAAAUCCACCCUACCCUAAAAAUCCACCCUGCCCUAAAAACCUACCAUACCCAAAAAAUCCACCCUGCUCUAGAAAUCCACCCUGAAUUAAAAAUCCACCCUAUUCUAAAAAUCUACCCUGAUCUGGAAAUCCGCCCUGUCUUAAAAAUCCACCAUGACUUACAAAUUUACCCUGAAAAUCCACCCUACCCUAAAAAUCCACCCUGCCCUAAAAACCUACCAUACCCAAAAAAUCCACCCUGCUCUAGAAAUCCACCCUGAAUUAAAAAUCCACCCUAUUCUAAAAAUCUACCCUGAUCUGGAAAUCCGCCCUGUCUUAAAAAUCCACCAUGGCUUACAAAUUUACCCUGAAAAUCCAUCCUACCCUAAAAACCACCUUGCCUAAAAAUCACCCCUAAAAAUUUUUACCUCCACCCCUACCCUACCGUAUUCUAUGUUGUAACCCCUAUUGUAGCCUACAUAUGCACCAUAAUCUCUAAUCUGGCCCUUACCCCUACCCCCGACUUUUAUAAUGACCCACCCAAAACACCACUACCUCCACUCCCAUAAUGAACCACUAAACUCUGUCCUACCCCACUCCUAUAAUGACCCACCCGACACUGCCCUACUCUCACUCCCAUAAUCACCCACUAAACACACCCCUACCCCCACACCCAUAAUACCCCACCCAACACUGCCCUUCCCAUAAAAAAUGUCAUUUCAGGACAAUGUCUCUCGAAUCGACCACUCUUCCCUCGAAUCGCUAGCUGCCACUCCAAGCGAACGUGUACUAGGCAAUGUAGCUGAAGGCUGGAUUCGUCGCAAAUUCUUAUCACUAGAUGGCAAAUCGACCGGUAAAUGGUCAAAGUGUUGGGUGAUGCUGACCGUGAACAACUUCUUCGUGUACUCGGACCAGAAGUCGAAGCACGCUGAAGUCGUUUUCGAGCUGAAGCAGUGUUCUUUGAAUCUGAAUUCGAAAUUGAAAACUUCGAAGAAACACGUCUUUGGCAUUCAAUGGCCUCAGGGCGAAAUGGUCUUUGCUCCGUUUAGUCAGGCUGACUUUAGCUUGUAAGUUAUAGUUAUGGUACUGUGAUGUUAUGUAGGGCAGGGUAGGGCUGUUUCGGGGUAUUUUUUUGAUUUUUGAAGUAGGGGUGGAUUUGGCGGGGGUAGAGGUAGGUGUGGCAGGGGUAGGGGGUAGAUUUGGCAGGGGUAGAGGUAGAUUUGGCAGGGGUAUGGGCAGAUUUGACAGGGGUAGGGGAGAUUUGGCAGGAGUAAGGGUAGAUUUGGCAGGGGUAGAUUUGGCUGGGGGUAGAGGUAGAUUUCUAGGGCGAAGUAGACUUUCGGAUUAUUGAGGCAUGGUAGGGCUAGGAAGAGGGAAGACUUCAGUAGGGGAGUAAUAAGAGAGUGGUAAGGAUAAGAUAGGACUAGAGAAGGGAGGGGGUCAAAAAAGUACUGGGCUGGGGUAGAUUUUUAUCGCAGGGUAUAUUUUACACUCAGGGGUAGAUUUUUGAAGUAGUGAUAUAGGUAGACUUCUGAACGGAGUAGAUUUUCAGGGCAGGGUGAAUUUAAGCUUUGGGGUGGAUUUUUGAAGUGGGGGUAGAUUUGGUAGGAGUAGAGAUAGGGGUAGCUUCAUAAACUGGAGUAGAUUUUCAGGGGAGGGUAAAUUUAAAGUUAGGGGUCAAUUGUUGCGACAGGGAAGGGGUAGGUAUUGACACAGGGGUACAUUUUGAAUAUGGAGUAGAUUUUCAGGGCAGGGUAAAUCUUAAGUUAGGGCAAGUCUCGACUGGGCAAGGUUUUCAAAAUAGGGGUAGAUAAGGUUAGAAUAAGGGUAGAAAUGGAGGCAAGGGUAGGGGGUAGAGGUACUGAAGUGUAAAUUUCUUGCAAUAUACGUUAGUAUGUUAUUUGAAAAUGACAUUGUACUACCUUUCAGCUGGAUUCAAAACUUGACAGGGAAAAUGCACACCGAUCAGCUACCUAAAUCAACAUUGCCUAGGGUUACUAAAGGUAAUUUUAUCAAAAAAAAACUUUUUUUUUCAUUUUUUGAACUAAAUAUACAUUUUAAAAACUGCACAGUGCACUCUCGGUUUUAUGACUGCACCGUGCAAUUUUCAAUUUUUCGAAAUUAAAGUUUAAUUUGAAAAGUUUUAUUAAAUUUGACAAGGCUAUUCUGCUCAAAAAGUCUAUAGAAUUUUUAUUUUCAAUCCAUUUUUGUGUUUUCUAUUGUCGUUUGUAUCAAAAUGGCACGUUGGUUAUGACUGCACUGUGCAAUUUAUAUUUUUUGACUGCACCGUGCAAAAUUAAAAAAAAAUCAAAAUCAAAAAAAAAUUUUAAAAAAAUUAAAAUGCAAUUUCCAGAAGCCGUUUACAUUCGUGACCAUAACCGUGAUCUGGAUUCUGGAGACGAGCUAGAAUCGAAUGCCUCGAACCAGGCUAGUCCGGCAUCUCGAGUCUCAUUUCUGUUCCCAAGCCGGCUGUUCUCGAGGUUGAGUCGUCGAGGAAGAAUGUCAUAUCGAACGCCUGCCAGCUCUGUAGCUGCUAAUUUGUCUUCUGAAUAG